Messenger RNA from Polistes canadensis, 2761 nucleotides. RefSeq names its product alpha-amylase-like. The record is from RefSeq and is a predicted model, not a curated record. Gene Ontology annotation, molecular function: cation binding; alpha-amylase activity. NCBI's taxonomy places the organism in Eukaryota, Metazoa, Arthropoda, Insecta, Hymenoptera, Vespidae. The transcript has 5 exons. Bases 37 to 1506 code for a protein of 489 amino acids. Gene Ontology annotation, biological process: carbohydrate metabolic process.
CUGUGAAACAAGUAAUUUGCGUGAUCAGACAUCAGAAUGACGUUACUCGUGAGUGUAUUGGCACUGUUAUUCUCUGUGGCGGCUGCUUACAAAGAUCCUCAUUAUGUCAACGGCCACGAUACUAUGGUCCAUCUUUUCGAGUGGAAAUUUAAGAACAUCGCGGAUGAGUGCGAAAGAUUUUUAGGACCUAUGGGUUACGGUGGCGUACAGGUCUCACCGAUUCAAGAGAACGUAAUCAUAGCAUCUCGACCAUGGUAUGAAAGAUAUCAACCAAUAUCGUACAUAUGGAAAACGAGAUCUGGAAAUGAACAAGAAUUCAAGGACAUGGUAAGAAGAUGUAACAAUGCUAAAGUAAGAAUAUACGUCGAUGUUGUGUUCAAUCACAUGACUGGGAAUCACAAAGAUGCUGUUGGAACUGGUGGUUCAAAAGCGGACACUGACAAACUCGAAUAUCCUGCGGUACCGUACACAGCUAAAGAUUUUCAUUCACGUUGCGAUAUAACGGAUUACUCAAAUCCAAGUAAUGUUCGCAAUUGUGAAUUGGUGGGGCUUCAUGAUCUUGAUCAAAGCAAAGAACAUGUAAGGGAAAAAAUUGUUGAGUUCUUGAACGCAGCUGUCGAUGCUGGAGUAGCUGGAUUUAGGGUCGAUGCAGCAAAGCACAUGUGGCCGGAGGAUUUACAAGUAAUCUAUUCGCGAAUUAAAAAUCUACGCACGAAACAUGGUUUUAAACCUAAUUCGCGACCAUACAUUUUCCAAGAAGUUAUAGAUAACGGUGGUGAGGCGAUUAAGAAGUCAGAAUACGAAUUCGCAGCAGUUACGGAAUUCCAAUACGGUCGUGAAUUGGGCAAUGCCUUAUUUGGUAAAAAUGAUCUGAAAUGGUUUAAUAAUUGGGGUGAAGCUUGGGGUCUCAUGCCCUCGAGUAAUGCUUUGGUAUUCAUUGACAAUCAUGACACUCAACGUUCCCCUGGUACACUCACCUACAAAUACUCUAAAUUGUAUAAGAUGGGUGUAGCGUUGAUGUUGGCUCAUCCUUAUGGUACACCACGUGUCAUGAGUUCAUAUUUUUUUAAUGACUUUAACGAUAGUCCACCCUCUGAUUCCGAUGGAAAUCUUCUCCCACCUAGUAUCAAUAAAGACGAUACUUGUGGAAACGGUUGGGUUUGUGAACAUCGUUGGAGACAGAUAUAUAAUAUGGCGCGUUUCCGUGUAACAGUUAACGGUACUAAGUUAGAUAACUGGUGGGACAACGGUAGCAAUCAGAUCGCAUUCUGCCGUGGCAAUCGUGGAUUCAUCGUGAUCAAUAACAACAGUUGGGACUUGAAAGAAACUUUCGACAGUUGCUUGCCUCCUGGCAAAUAUUGCGACGUCAUUUCUGGAAAUCUCAAGAACGGCAGAUGUACGGGUAAAGUGGUUGAAGUUACUGCCGAUAGAAAAGCCCACGUUGAGAUACUCUCGAACGAAGAGGACGGAGUUAUUGCUAUUCAUGUAAACGCAAGAGAAAAUUGAUGAAAGUUCCAUUCCAUUCAAAAUAGAUCCGAUUAAAUGAUUUUCUUUUUUCAGGAUUAUUUGCGAUCAUAUUAUUUCUAUCUUAAUCAUUAAUAUAUAUAUUUAUAUGAAUGUGUGUGUAUAAUCUCGUGUGAUUUUCAUUUUCUGUAAUCAGGUCAUAAAUAGGAAGACCGAUCCCGAUUCUACGAUAUAUCUUUCAACAAAUUUAUUUUAACAGAAACAAUGUACUGUUUUUUUUUCUUUCUCUUUUCACCAUUAAUUUCUACUAUACAUAUUAUGACAGUUAAACGUAAAAUAAUACACGACAGACUCGCAAUGAAAGAAAUUAUAAAAAGAAAAAGAAAAAUGAGGGAAAAGUAUAAGAUCGAAAUCAUAAGUAAACAACUUAAAGAGGAAAUGUGUGUGUGUAUGUGUGUGUCCUUGUGUAAAAAUGAGUUAAAAUAUUAGGUUUUUAUCACAAAACAGGUAAACCGGUCCUCUUUUUAUCGCGCAGCUUCGUUUCUAUCGAUAGAGAACAAUUUUCUGGCAAUACUUAUUGUUUGUUUAAUCAACGAUUUCAAUUUUAUUUAAAAAAAAUAUUAAAAUAAAAUUAAUUAUUUCAUUGUCAUCGUAAAAUGAAUAUUUUGUAACAAUCGUUGGAAAAUUAACUUUAUUUAUUAGAUUUAAUUUUGAUUAUUUAUUAGUAAUUUAAAAAAUAAAAAUUAUAAAAAAUUGAACAAUCAAUCAUUAAUUAAAUAAGUAUUGCUCGACAUUAAUAACAAAAAAUACGAUAUUGUUUUUACAUAUAUAAUGUACAAUAUAUAUAUGUAUAGUAAUAACUCUCUUAUAGAUAGACCAAUCCGCCGCACGAAAGUGUUUACUUCGUUUAUAACGUUGAAUAAAAUAUACUACGAGUCCAUUUGUAAAAGCACAAUAUAAAUAAAUGCUUAAGCAUUAUGUACAAUGAUUCUUCUUUUCUCAUUUAAGUAAAAGCCGCUGAUUCGAGUUUUCAUUAGCAACUUCAAGAUUCGCAUUAUUCUCGUGAGAAUUCAUGAUUCCAAAAUAAAGAAUUACUCUAAUUUCCAUUUAAAGAAAAUGAUUAUGCUAUAUAUGUGACAUAAAUAAAUGAAUAACAAAAUAUUAAUAAUCAUCAACGGUAUAUCAACGCAUAUUCGUAUACGAUAGUUGCAUACAUAUAUAUGGAACCUGUUUUAUAUUAAUUAAUAAUAAACAAAUUAUAUCGCGAAAGAUAAAUGUGUAAUUAAAAAUAAAAAAA